Lolium perenne is the source of this 459-nucleotide messenger RNA. Lineage: Eukaryota; Viridiplantae; Streptophyta; Magnoliopsida; Poales; Poaceae. The record is from RefSeq and is a predicted model, not a curated record.
AUGCUGCAGCUUGCGUGCGCUGGGGAGCAGCUCGAGUGGAGCGAGGCGCUUGGUGUACGAGGCGAGCAGGGCGGCGGCGGCUUAGCGCGUGGUGGUGGUGGCAAAGGUGUUGCUGCGCGCGUGAGCAAGGCGGCGCUGCAGGUGCGGGCAGUGGCCAGCUGCUGGUGGGGCGCGAGCGCGGGCGGCGGAAGCUGGCUGCAGAAACCGGAGAUGCGCGCGUGCGGGCGACCGUGCUUGGUGGAGAGCGGCGCGGGCCUGCCGGCGGCGGGAGUUGCAGUGGCCAGGAGUUGGGCAGCGGGUGGGUGGAGGGCGAAGGCAUGCGGGUGUGUGCUGCAGGUGGAUGUGGCCGGCGGCGGCUCGGAUGGUGGCGUGCGGCUCGGCCCGGCGGCGUUGACCCGCGGGAAUCAGAGUGGUGGCGGCCGGUGGGGCGCAGUCGGCCAGAUGCGCGCGACGGGCUGA